UCUUCCAAAUUGAGCGAGACUUAAAUGGGAGCCAUAAUACAAGCAAAUCACUCCUAAAAAGGAUAUGAAUUAUUUGGGGUCAAUCACUCACACUCAACGCCAACCAAAACCCAGUAAUCAGGCAUUAAUGCCCUGCUUGCUGUCAUCCAAGCGCCCUGCCAUCCAGCGGAUCUGGUUCCAGGGACGCGUCACCUUGGCUCCAUAUAUAGUCAUGUCAUGGUCGAUGCAAAAAGUCUGCACCAAAUUAUCCUCGACACCGGCCACCACCAACCCGCCGCUGAUCAAGGGUUCGCCGUGGGUGCCUCCGCCGCUGCUAUGCCUAUGAGUGGGCCUCCGCUGCCGCCGCCGUUAGGUCUUAGGCUCGACGGUGCUCAGGAAAUGGCCACCAACAAGCGGAAGCGCGACCAACAAUCGUCGAUGCUUGGUGCCGCCCAAGCGCAACAACAACCGAUCGUUGUCGAUCACAACCUGCGCAAUCAUGCGGAAAAGAUGUGUACUACUUCAAGGGAGCAGAGGCAGAGGCACAUCAGUAUGAUGAUAUCCACCGUGGUGGCCAAGGCGAGGAAGCAGCUCGAGGCCAAGGACCAGGAGAUCGAGUGGAUCAGGAGCAUGAAUUGGGCACUCAAGGAGCGCAUCAGGAACCUCCACAUGGAGGCUCAGGCGUGGCGCAACGUCGCGCAGUCCAGUGAGACCGUGGCCAAUGUUCUCCGCACCGACCUUCAGCAGGUGCUCGAGCAGCAAGCGGUUCGUGGCAGUGGCAGCGACGGCGGUGAGGGCGCCGCCGGACCAUGUUGGGGGGAGAAGCAUGUGGCUUUUUGCAGGGAGGAGCAUGAGGAGGAGGGUGAGACACCGGCAGUGGAGCCCCGAGUGACAGAAGUCGAAAUGUGCAAGGGGUGCGGGCAGAGAGCCCCCGUUGUGCUGUUGCUGCCGUGUCGACACCUCUGUGUGUGUGCGCCGUGCGCAGAAGCGGCACGGGUAUGCCCAUCGUGCAUGUGCGUCAAGACUGGCUGUACCAGCGUCAACUUCUCGUGAUGCGAGGAAGAAAUUGUUUUGGAAGGUAGCCACCGUGGGCCCGCCCCACCGCAUCAAGCCGUUGCUGACAAAACGCACAUGGUGCAUUGCGUUGCACUAUCAAUGAGACAUCGAACGUUCAUUCGCCAUUAUUUUUCUAGUUUUAGAGUCAACAUUUCCUUUCCUUCUAAGACUUUUUACAGUCCAAUGAUGUCAACAUGAGAGGAUGAGUUCCCCUUCUUUUAUUCUGUUUAGAUUUUUUUCUCGAGAUGUUGGACAAAUUGUUCAACACAAGAAGAGAAAUUGUUUGUACUAUUGCAUUUAAUACAUAUAUUCGAAAUUAAGAAAAA
Messenger RNA from Aegilops tauschii subsp. strangulata, 1361 nucleotides. RefSeq names its product E3 ubiquitin-protein ligase BOI. The record is from RefSeq and is a predicted model, not a curated record. Gene Ontology annotation, molecular function: ubiquitin-protein transferase activity. Gene Ontology annotation, biological process: regulation of programmed cell death. Lineage: Eukaryota; Viridiplantae; Streptophyta; Magnoliopsida; Poales; Poaceae.